Copidosoma floridanum is the source of this 6772-nucleotide messenger RNA. RefSeq names its product Ryanodine receptor (gene RyR). Gene Ontology annotation, biological process: striated muscle contraction; release of sequestered calcium ion into cytosol by sarcoplasmic reticulum; intracellular calcium ion homeostasis. Gene Ontology annotation, cellular component: sarcoplasmic reticulum membrane; Z disc; sarcolemma. Gene Ontology annotation, molecular function: ryanodine-sensitive calcium-release channel activity; protein binding. The record is from RefSeq and is a predicted model, not a curated record. Lineage: Eukaryota; Metazoa; Arthropoda; Insecta; Hymenoptera; Encyrtidae.
AUGUUUUGCCAGUUUGGAGGAAAAAAUGAGUCCCUCCGUGCAAGAGCCAUUCUACGAUCAUUAGUACCACUAGAUGAUUUACAAGGUGUUUUAUCACUUCGUUUUACUUUGAUGAAUCCAGCGGCUGGUGAACCAAGGCCAAAAAGUGACAUGCCAUCAGGUUUAAUUCCAGGUCAUAAGCAAAGUAUAGUGCUCUUUCUAGAGCGCGUAUAUGGCAUAGACACACAAGAUUUGUUUUUCAAAUUGUUGGAAGAAGCAUUUCUCCCAGAUUUAAGAGCUGCUACAAUGUUAGAUAGAAAUGAUGGACAUGAAUCUGACAUGGCGUUGGCUAUGAACCGUUACAUUGGAAACAGCAUUUUACCAUUACUCAUAAAACACUCUAAAUUUUAUAGCGAAGCUGAUAAUUACGCAAGCUUAUUAGAUGCAACGUUACAUACAGUCUAUCGUCUUAGUAAGAACCGAAUGCUUACCAAAGGCCAGCGAGAAGCAGUUUCGGACUUUCUGGUAGCUUUGACAAGUCAAAUGCAACCAAGUAUGUUAUUAAAACUUCUCCGAAAGCUGACUGUGGAUGUUUCAAAGUUAUCUGAAUAUACAACUGUGGCACUAAGGCUUCUUACUUUGCAUUACGACCGAUGUGGGAAGUAUUAUGGCUCAACUAGUAGCCAAAGCCUUUAUGGAUCAUCAAGUGACGAAGAAAAACGUUUGACUAUGGUUUUAUUUAGUAAUAUUUUUGAUUCUUUGUCAAAAAUGGACUACGACCCAGAGCUUUUUGGAAAAGCUUUGCCAUGUUUAACUGCGAUUGGUUGCGCACUACCUCCAGAUUAUACUUUAUCGAAAAACUAUGAUGAUGAAUGGUAUGGAAGUAAAUCUGCUUCUACACAAUCACCUGAUGGACCUUAUAAUCCUCAGCCAAUAAACACUUUAAACGUUGCUCUUACAAAUGACUUAAAUCAAAUAGUACAAAAAUUUUCUGAACACUAUCACGAUGCUUGGGCCAGCCGAAAAUUAGAAAAUGGUUGGACUUAUGGCGAGCAGUGGUCAGAUAUUAAUAAAACUCACCCAAGGUUAAAGCCAUAUAGCAUGGUAAGUGAUUAUGAAAGAGAACGAUAUAAAGAACCCGUGAGAGAAAGUUUAAAAGCUUUGCUAGCUAUUGGUUGGAGUGUUGAACAUGCUGAGAUCGAUGUUAACAUACCAACUCGCAACUCUUUGAGAAGAUCAUCUAAAAGCCAGGUCGAUGCUGUAAAUGCUUUUGACUAUAAUCCGCAUCCUGUUGAUAUGACUAACUUAACAUUGAGUAGAGAAAUGCAAAAUAUGGCAGAAAGAUUAGCAGAUAAUGCUCAUGAUAUAUGGGCAAAGAAAAAAAAAGAAGAGUUACUAACGAAUGGAGGUGAAAUCCAUCCACAGCUGGUACCUUACGAUCUUUUAACAGAUAAAGAAAAAAGAAAAGAUCGUGAAAGAUCUCAAGAAUUCUUAAAGUAUCUACAAUACCAAGGUUACAAGCUUCACAAGCCGAAUCGAGGUGGUGAGGCAGAAGUUGCAGGUGUUGGUGCUGCAGUUGAACUUCGUUUUGCAUAUUCUCUUUUAGAAAAAUUGAUCGCAUAUCUUGAUAAGGCCACCAUUAAUAUGAAACUGCUCAAACCGUCCGAUACUUUCAGCAGAAGAAAUAGUUUUAAAACUUCAACCAGGGACAUUAAGUUUUUUAGCAAAGUAGUUCUUCCGUUAAUUGAAAAAUAUUUCAGCACUCACAGAAAUUAUUUUAUAGCUGUUGCUACAGCUACUAACAAUAUCGGGGCUGCAUCUUUAAAAGAAAAAGAAAUGGUAGCAGCCUUAUUCUGUAAACUAGCAAAUCUGUUAAGAUCAAGAUUAGCAGCAUUUGGUGCUGAUGUUAGAAUAACGGUUCGUUGCUUACAAGUCUUAGUAAAAGGUAUUGACGCAAAAUCAUUAGUAAAAAACUGUCCUGAGUUCAUUAGAACGUCCAUGUUAACUUUUUUCAACAAUACUGCGGAUGAUCUUGGUCAUACUAUCUUAAAUUUACAAGAGGGAAAGUACAGUCACCUUCGUGGGACACAUCUUAAAACAUCAACUUCUUUAGCGUAUAUCAACAGCGUAGUAUUGCCAAUUUUGACAGCCAUGUUUGAUCACUUAGCUGCUUGUGAAUAUGGAAGCGAUUUACUACUAGAUGAAAUUCAAGUAGCAGCAUAUAAAAUGUUGGCAUCUUUGUAUAAUCUUGGUGUGGAUGCAACUCUCACUCAUGAUCGUAAAUAUUUGAAGACCGAAGUAGAGCGUAAUAAGCCUAAUCUUGGCUCGUGUCUUGGUGCAUUUUCUAGCUGUUUUCCAGUUGCGUUUCUUGAACCUCAUUUGAAUAAGCACAAUCCUUAUUCCCUUUUAAAUCGCAUAGCUGAUCAUUCUUUAGAGGCUCAGGAUAUUAUGACACGUAUGGAAUCGAGUAUGCCAACACUAGAAACCAUAUUAUCAGAAGUGGAUCAAUUUGUUGAAUCUGAAAAAACAUACUUUGAUGCCCCUCAUGUUGUAGACGUUAUUUUACCACUUCUUUGCUCAUAUCUGCCAUUUUGGUGGGCUCAAGGACCAGAUAAUGUAAAUCCGACGGAAGGUACUUAUAUCAGCAUGGUUACAAGUGAACACAUGAAUCAGUUGUUAAAAAAUGUUCUUAAACUAAUUAAAAGAAACAUUGGGAAUGAAAACGCUCCUUGGAUGACAAGAAUAGCAGCUUAUACCCAACAAAUUAUCAUCAAUUCUUCAGAAGAAUUAUUAAAAGAUCCUUUUUUACCACUAGCUGAAAGAGUAAGGAAACGAACUGAUAAUAUGUUUCAUAAAGAAGAAUCAAUGCGAGGAUUCAUUAAGUCCUCAACUGAUGACACGUCACAAGUUGAGGCACAAAUACAAGACGACUGGCAAUUGCUUGUUCGUGAUAUAUAUUCAUUCUAUCCUCUUCUUAUAAAGUAUGUUGACUUACAAAGAAAUCAUUGGUUGAGGAAUAAUAUUCCAGAUGCAGAGGAUUUAUAUAAUCAUGUGGCAGCUAUUUUUAAUAUUUGGUCUAAAUCACAAUAUUUUUUGAAAGAGGAACAAAACUUUAUUUCCGCUAAUGAAAUUGAUAAUAUGGUACUGAUUAUGCCAACAGCUACAAGAAGACCAGCAGCUAUUAGUGAAGGUGCAGCUCCAGCUGGUGGGGGAAAGAAAAAGAAAAAGCAUAGAGAUAAGAAAAGAGAUAAGGAUAAAGAGGUCCAAGCUUCACUAAUGGUUGCUUGUCUGAAGCGUUUACUCCCAGUAGGAUUAAAUUUAUUUGCUGGACGGGAACAAGAACUAGUCCAACAUUGUAAGGAUCGAUUUUUAAAGAAAAUGCCAGAACAAGAGAUUGUAGAGUUUGCGAAGACGCAGCUAACAUUACCUGAUAAAAUUGAUCCAGCUGACGAGAUGUCAUGGCAACAUUACUUGUACUCUAAGUUGGGACAGCAAAAGGAUAUCGUGGAAUUGGUAAAAGCACCACAAGUUGACGAUGUCGUGGCCAGAAUAACGGAUAUGGCAAAAGUACUUUACGGUCUACAUAUGAUAGAUCACCCGCAACAACAAAGUAAAAGCCAAUAUCGCUCUGUGGUCUCAAUUCAACGAAAGCGAGCUGUUAUAGCUUGCUUCCGUCAAACUUCUCUACAUUCCUUACCAAGGCAUCGAGCAAUCAAUAUUUUUGCUAGAACGUACUACGAGAUGUGGCUGCAGGAUGAAAAUGUUGGGCAAGAAGUGAUGAUCGAAGAUCUAACACAAACGUUUGAGGAUGCUGAAUCAAAAAAGAUGGAUAAAGUAGUAGAUGAGGGUAAGCCGGAUCCACUGACACAGCUUGUUACGACUUUCUGUCGAGGUGCCAUGACAGAAAGAUCGGGGGCUUUACAAGAGGAUCCACUGUACAUGAGUUAUGCUCAGAUUAUCUCAAAAUCUUGUGGUGAAGAAGAAGAAGAAGGUGAAGAAGAAGGUGGUGGUGGUGAAGAUGAAGGUGGUGCAUCUAUUCAUGAGCAAGAGAUUGAAAAACAAAAACUCCUGUUUAACCAAGCACGCUUAGCUGACCGUGGAGUAGCAGAGAUGGUUCUCUUGCAUAUUUCGGCAUGCAAAGGCAUUCCUAGUGAGAUGGUUAUGAAGACGCUACAACUGGGUAUCUCAAUUUUAAGAGGUGGCAAUAUUGAUAUUCAGAAGGGAAUGUUAAACCAUCUGAAAGAAAAGAAAGAUGUAGGCUUCUUUACGUCAAUAGCAGGUCUGAUGAACAGUUGUAGUGUUUUGGAUCUUGACGCUUUCGAAAGAAAUACUAAAGCUGAAGGUCUGGGAGUUGGGUCAGAAGGUGCAGCUGGAGAAAAAAAUAUGCAUGAUGCCGAAUUUACUUGUGCAUUAUUUAGAUUUAUUCAAUUGACUUGUGAAGGCCACAAUCUUGAUUGGCAGAAUUAUUUGAGAACUCAGGCAGGUAACACUACAACUGUUAAUGUAGUUAUUUGCACUGUCGACUAUCUUCUACGCCUUCAGGAGUCCAUAAUGGAUUUUUAUUGGCAUUACUCAAGUAAAGAGUUGAUUGAUCCCGCGGGUAAAGCCAAUUUUUUCAAGGCCAUUGGUGUUGCCAGUCAAGUAUUCAAUACAUUAACAGAAGUCAUUCAAGGCCCUUGUGCACAAAAUCAACAAGCCCUCGCACACUCAAGAUUAUGGGAUGCUGUUGGUGGCUUUCUUUUUCUUUUUUCACAUAUGCAAGAUAAAUUGUCAAAACACUCAAGCCAAGUUGACUUGUUAAAGGAGUUACUUAAUCUUCAAAAGGAUAUGAUAACAAUGAUGCUGUCUAUGCUCGAAGGAAACGUUGUUAAUGGAACGAUUGGAAAGCAGAUGGUAGACACAUUAGUUGAAUCAGCAGGAAAUGUUGAACUGAUCUUAAAAUAUUUUGAUAUGUUUUUAAAGCUCAAAAGUUUGGUAUCUUCUGCUUUUGCAGAAGCUGAUGAUGGAUGGAUAUAUCCCAAAGAUUUCAAAGAAAAAAUGGAACAGACGAAAAACUACAGCAAUGAAGAAAUGGAAUUUCUUCUGGCAUGCUGUGAAACAAAUCAUGAUGGUAAAAUUAACUACAUUGCAUUUAUGGAUCGUUUUCAUGAACCUGCUAAAGAAAUCGGUUUCAACCUAGCUGUUUUACUGACGAAUCUUUCGGAACAUAUGCCGAAUGAGCCACGACUGGCUCGUUUUCUUGAAACAGCUGGCUCAGUACUUAACUAUUUUGAACAAUUUCUGGGUAGAAUUGAAAUUUUAGGUGGUAAUAAACGCAUCGAACGCGUUUACUUCGAAAUUAAGGAGUCCAACAUUGAACAAUGGGAGAAACCACAGGUAACUAUCUUAAAUGAAGAUAAUGAAGAUGGUAGUGAGAUGAUGCAUAGUUUUCUCGAUGAAAUAUCAGGGGAGAGUUCAGGUGAUGGAUCUGGAUUUGGUAACGAAGCCCAUAAACACUUUGAUAGUGGUGGUGAAGACGGAGGUCAAGAAGAGGAAGAUUUAAUAGAGUUUGUUGAAGUGCCCAAGGAUUUUAUAUUUAUUGCAUAUAUUAUGAGAUUCAUGGCCGUUUUGCACUCCAUAAUAUCCUUGGCUAUGCUUGUGGCAUACUACCACUUGAAGGUUCCUUUAGCUAUUUUUAAAAGAGAAAAAGAAAUUGCUCGCACUGUGGAGUUUGAUGGUCUUUAUAUUGUUGAACAGCCAGGUGAUUAUGACUUUAAAGCCAAUUGGGAUAAAUUAGCUAUAUCAGCUAAGACAUUUCCUGUUAACUAUUGGGAUAAAUUUAUAAAAAAGAAAGUUCGACAAAAGUAUAGCGAUACAUACGACUACGAAAUGAUUAGUGCACUUGUGGGAAUGGAGAAAACGUCAUUUGUUCAAGAAGAAGAAGGUUCUGGUCUAAUGCAUUUCAUAAUGAACAUCGACUGGAGAUACCAACUAUGGAAAGCUGGAGUAACAAUAACUGAUAAUGCCUUCCUGUACAGUUUGUGGUACUUUAUCUUCUCAAUCCUUGGCAACUACAAUAAUUUCUUUUUUGCCGCACAUCUACUAGAUGUUGCAGUAGGAUUCAAGACCUUACGAACGAUUUUGCAGUCAGUAACGCACAACGGCAAACAGCUUGUUCUUACGGUGAUGCUUUUAACCAUCAUUGUGUAUAUAUAUACAGUAAUUGCGUUUAAUUUCUUUCGUAAAUUCUAUAUCCAAGAAGAGGAUGAUGAAGUAAACAAAAAAUGUCAUGAUAUGUUGACGUGUUUUGUUUUCCAUCUAUACAAAGGCGUUAGAGCUGGUGGUGGGAUUGGUGACGAGAUAGGAGAACCAGAUGGAGAUGAUUAUGAAGUAUAUCGUAUAAUGUUUGACAUAACUUUUUUCUUUUUCGUCAUUGUUAUUCUAUUAGCUAUUAUUCAAGGCUUAAUCAUUGAUGCGUUUGGUGAACUUCGAGAUCAAUUAGAGAGCGUAAAGACCAAUAUGGAGAGUAAUUGUUUUAUAUGCGGUUUGGGUAAAGAUUAUUUCGAUGCAGUUCCACAUGGAUUUGAUACUCACGUUCAGCAAGAGCAUAAUCUUGCUAAUUACAUGUUCUUUCUUAUGCAUCUAAUUAAUAAACCUGAUACAGAGCAUACUGGGCAGGAAACAUACGUAUGGAAAAUGUAUCAACAGAGGUGUUGGGACUUUUUUCCUGUUGGUGACUGUUUCCGCAAACAAAAUGAGGCAGUCGAAGAUGAGGCCAAGAAAAAAUAACUUGAAGUACCAAUCAAAAUUAUAU